CUGGAACCGGGAAGUUUAUGGCAAGUCAGCCCUCCAGCGAUCAAUACAUAACUGUCUCUUUGUACGUUACACGAGAGGAGUAGACUGAGUAGUGUACGCUAGUUUGAGCCGUCCUCUCUCGGAACUGUUGUUGACAUUCAGUAAUGAAGGGAACUUGUCAUAGACUCCAAGGGUAAAAUUUGGGAGUCAUUAUUACAAGCGCAUUUACCCAAACUUGUAGGUCCACGUCAAAGACUGUCCUCCCGGGAUGUUCGACCUAACGAAGGAAUGGAAUCUGUCGUUCGCCGGCUGCGGGUUCCUGGGGAUCUAUCACAUCGGAGUGUCCAGCUGCCUGUUGGAACAAGCGCCCUACCUUAUCAAAGGUGCCACCAAGAUUUACGGGGCUUCGGCCGGUGCCCUAACCGCCUCGGUGCUCGCCAGCCAGGCAUCCAUAGCUAAGUGCUGUGAGGAUGUGAUCGAGACAGUCAAGGAGGCCCGGAAGCGUAACCUGGGUCCCCUCCACCCCUCCUUCAACCUGGUCAAGGUCAUCAGGUCGGGCCUGGAGCGCGACCUGCCCGCCGACGCGCACACACUCGCCUCCGGGAGGCUGUGUGUGUCACUCACUCGCGUGUCUGAUGGACAAAACGUCAUCGUGUCCGAGUUCAAGUCCAAGGAGGAGCUCAUCCAGGCACUGCUGUGUAGCUGUUUCAUCCCCAUAUACUGUGGCCUGAUCCCUCCAUCCUUCCAAGGAGUGCGUUACGUGGAUGGGGGAAUCAGUGACAACCUUCCUCAGUCAGAGCUGAAGAACACCAUCAGCAUCUCUCCGUUCUCCGGCGAGAGCGACAUCUGUCCCCGGGACACCUCCUUCAACUUCCACGAGCUGCGCUUCACCAACACCUCCAUCCAGAUGAACCUGGACAAUAUGUACCGCCUCAGCAAUGCCCUGUUCCCCCCAGAACCCAAGGUUAUGGCAGAGAUAUGUCAGAGUGGCUACAAGGACACCCUUCGCUUUCUUGAGGAGAACCAUCUGCUGAAGCUGGAGUGUCCGACUGCCGGCCCCAGCCUAUCAGAAGCCACACACACCUGCUGCUGCAAGCCCAUCGCCACGGAAACCACUAAGGACUGGAUGCUCCGCCGGCUCCGCCUCCUGAGGAAGCGGCACUGGUGGCUGGACGAGCAGAUUGUUGACAACCUGCCAACCCAAAUCAAAAAAGUGUUUUGUGAGGCGUGCCAGCAGAAGCCUGGUCUGUAUGCUCAGGUGUCCGAGAUGCUGCCGGUCAGAGUGGCCUCCUACAUGCUCCUGCCCUGCACACUACCUGUGGUAUCGGCCUACUCAGUGGGCAAGAGGUUUGUGGAGUGGAUCCCAGAGGUGCCUGCAGAUAUGCGUUGGCUAGCUGGGGUGGCUGGGGAUGUAGCUGGGAGCGUGUACAGACAGACUCGGAGAGGAGCACCAGCAGACAUAACCAGUGAUGGUUCCCUGAGGAAUUGCAUGAGCCUGCCCCUACCCCUGGACAGUGACGGACCCAGGGAGAGAGACUGUCACCUCUCCGGGUUCGCUCUCUCUGCUCUUGACCUCCAAAGUCAAUACUGGAACAUCCCCACCGCCCCCUCUUCCCGCCGCCCCACCAGCCCCCUCAUGCCCAGCCCCUCCCCACGACAGAUCUGCUUCUUUGUUGGCUCGCAGGACGAGACUGACUGACAGUCCCAUCCACCAAUGAGAGGACACUUUGACUUUGUUUUAAAAGAUGAUAGGAUGACAGUCCAGCUCAAGAUCCCUCCCACAGGGCCUGUCUAUAGGCUAUAGGAACUGGGAUGGACAAAUGAUGAUCAUGUGAUUGAAUAGCUUUGGGAUCCAGAACUGUUGCUAUAGACACACUAAUCAUGUAUUUUGAUCAGUCUAACAAUCAUAUUUUAUUCUACAGUUAACAUUGUAGAACAAUUUACCAGCUCACCACCAAAGGCCUCUGCAAGUGAAUUCUUUUUUGAAAUUAUACAUUUUAUAAAUAACUGUCUAGUGUUUCCAGAUUACUUGUUGUCACCACCUUCCGGAGACACCUGAAACCCCACCUCUUUCAGGAAUACCUAGGAUAGGAUAAAGUAAUCCUUCUCACCCCCUCCCCCCUUAAAAGAUUUAGAUGCACUAUUGUAAAGUGGCUGUUCCACUGGAUGUCUUAAGGUGAACGCACCAAUUUGUAAGUCGCUCUGGAUAAGAGCGUCUGCUAAAUGACUUAAAUGUAAAAUGUAAAAUGUCACUACAACUAUACCUACCUACUUACAGUACCUACCUACCAGAGGAGGCUGGUGGAAGGAGCUAUAGGAUGACUGGCUCAUGGCUGGAAUAGGAUAAAUGGAACGGUAUCAACCACAUCAAACAGGGGCGGCAGGUAGCCUAGUGGUUAGAAUGUUGGGCCAGUAACCGAAAGGUUGCUGGAUUGAAUCCCUGAGCUGACAAGGUCAAAAUCUGUCGUUCUGCCCAUGAAAAAGGCAGUUAACCCACUGUUCCCCGGUAGGCUGUCAUUGUAAAUAAUAAUAUUUUCUUAACUGACUUUCCUAGUUAAAAUAAAAAAACAUAUGGAAACUACAUGUUUGACUCUGUUCCAUUAAUUCCAUUCCAGCCAAUACAAUGAGCCUGUCCUCCUAUAGCUCCUCCCACCAGCCUCCUCUGCUACCUACCUACAGUACACAGGAGGUUUGUAGCACCUUAAUUGGGGGGAUGGGCUCGUGGUAAUGGCGGUAGUGGAAUGGUAUCAAACACAUGGUUCCCAUGUGUUUUCUGUUCCAGACGUUAUUAUGACCUGUCCUCCCCUCAGCAGCCUCCUUUGCAACAGUACCUACCUACGUGUGUUCAAUUAAAUGUAGUAUUCAUUCCUAAUGGACUGUUGACCUGAGUUAAAGUUGACUUCCUUGACUAUGAGCUGUGCGUUUUCCUGACUACUAUUAGACAGGACCCUUGAACUGAACUAUGAACUACUGUGAUGAGCUGUGAUGUCAAGAAAUUUGAAUCACAAUGUUCUUGAAUGUUCCUUUCAGAACUUCUCUUAAUGUUGACCGUUGCUUUUGCACAAUAACUUGAUAGGAUUCACAAUUUUUACAUGGCAUCUCAAAUGGGUCAAUUUCAUGAAACCAGUUUUAAAAUGUAUGUAGAAAACUGAGUUAAAAAACCAUGAUGCAUCUGCAAAAUCAACUAUCAUUCGGGACUAAGGACUAAGAUGUCUAGUUUUUUGGAAAGUGUCUUAUUUUAAAUACAUUUGACAUUUUUGCCAGAAUUUUGUAUUUUUUUUUACCCCAAAUUCUCUUUACUGAAAUGCUUUCGGAUUAAAUUCUCAAGUCAUUUUAUAUAUAUUUUUUAUUUAGGACAACCUAAUUUCAUAUGAAUAAGACACAAAAUAUGAUUCUGUAAUUUGUCCAUAAAUCAUACAAAUGGUAUACUAGUUGACUAUAAUAAUAUUUAUGCUUCAGAGUUCAAGUAACCGAAACAUCUCAACAUCAACUGUUCAGAGGAGACUGCAUGAAUCAGGCCUUCAUGGUUGAAUUGCUGAAAAGAAAUCACUACUAAAGGACACAAAUAAUAAGAAGAGACUUGCUUGGGCCAAGAAACACGAGCAAUGGACAUUAGACCGGUGGAAAUCUGUCCUUUGGUCUGAUGAGUCCAAAUUAGACAUUUUUGGUUCCAAUCCUGUGUUUUUGUGAGACGCAGAGUAGGUGAAUAGAUUAUCUCUGCAUGUGUGGUUCCCACCGUGAAGCAUGGAGGAGGAGGUGUGAUGGUGUGGGGGUGCUUUGCUGGUGCCACUCUGUGAUUUAUUUAGAAUUCAAGGCACAUUUAACUAGUAUUGCUACCACAGAAUUCUGCAGCUAUACGCCAUCCCAUCUGGUUCGCACUUAGUGGGACUAUCAUUUGUUUUUCAACAGGACAAUGACCCAAAACACACCUCCAGGCUGUGUAAAGGCUAUUUGACCAAGAAGGAGUGAAUGAGUUCUGCAUCAGAUGACCUGGCCUCCACAAUCACCCAACCUCAACCCAAUUGAGAUGGUUUGGUAUGAGUUGGACCGCAAAGUGAAGUAAAAGCAGCCAUCGAGUGCUUAGCAUAUGUAUGAACUCCUUCAAGACUGUUGGAAAAGCAUUCCAGGUGACAACCUCGUGAAGCUGGUUGAGAGAAUGCCAAGAGUGUGCAAAGCUGUCAUCAAGGCAAAGGGUGGCUACAUUGAAGAAUCAAAUAUAAAAUAUAUUUAGAUUUGUUUAACACUUUUUUGGUUACUACAUGAUUCCAUAUGUGUUAAUUCAUAGUUUUGAUGUCUUCGCUAUUAUUGUACAAUGAAGAAUAUCGCAAAAAUAAAGAAAAACCCUUGAAUGAG
This is a messenger RNA of Oncorhynchus nerka (sockeye salmon), 4332 nucleotides long. RefSeq names its product patatin-like phospholipase domain-containing protein 2. NCBI's taxonomy places the organism in Eukaryota, Metazoa, Chordata, Actinopteri, Salmoniformes, Salmonidae. The transcript has 9 exons. The coding region runs from base 248 to 1678 and encodes 476 amino acids. Gene Ontology annotation, biological process: triglyceride catabolic process; positive regulation of triglyceride catabolic process; lipid homeostasis. Gene Ontology annotation, molecular function: triacylglycerol lipase activity. Gene Ontology annotation, cellular component: membrane; cytoplasm; lipid droplet. The record is from RefSeq and is a predicted model, not a curated record.